Molecule: messenger RNA, 1284 nt
Organism: Suillus fuscotomentosus
Lineage: Eukaryota; Fungi; Basidiomycota; Agaricomycetes; Boletales; Suillaceae
Exons: 11
Coding region: 1-1284 (427 amino acids)
Source: RefSeq, a predicted model, not a curated record
AUGCUUACGUCCCUCUUGCAGAAGUCGUUCUCAGAUGCACUAGCUAAUGCUACGCAACGUCCAGCCCCCCUUCAACUUCCAGGAUUGCUCGAGGACUUGCAAGACUGUGAUUCUUUCCCCACUAGCAACAGUCUCCAUCCCCGUCCCUUUGUACAUCGCCGCCGCAGUGCUUUUGCACCCUUCCGGGAGUCGCGUCCACGUACGCUCCAAGUCCGCCUUUCCCCACUUUUCUAUCCCACACUGCCCGAUGUUGAUGACCCAAUCGAACUCCAACAACGCUCAGGGCUCAGUACUUCCUCUAGUCGCACUCGUGUUGUCGAAGUUGCUGCGCAACAAGAUAACCAAGUGUUGCACGUCGCACGGCCGCCGGAACGAGCUAGUGAUAAGGAGAAACGUAUCAAAAACCUUACAUGGUGGAAUCGUUUGAUCCUGGUUCUCUCUUCACCUCGCAUCCUAAGUUAUGCGAGAAAUGGCGCCACGUGCUGGACAUUUCUCGAGCGCUGGACCCAGUUAUGUGUGGAUGCUUCUCAAAAGAAAAAUAGACUACCUACUCACCCGUUUGCUCGAACGUGGUACCAUCCGAGUACCCUGUAUGACACUAAACCUCCUGCAGAUUUCCUUAGUUUUCAAUACGAGUGUCCGUCGAACACUGGAGAAAUAUCCCAACUUCCGCAAAGCGUUCGCGAUUCCAUGCACAGGAACUCCCCAUUUGACUGUCCUCACUCUUUCCGCGCUCUCGACUUCACAACGAUGAGCAAUCUUCGCAUUGUCAAAGUUGUUGCACAUCGAGACAAGCAGUGUUUUGCAUCAUCCUGGGGAUCACCUCCACGUGCGCUCCUCGCUCGCCUUCCCCACUUAUUCCACCAUUCCCCACCCGACACUAAUGAACAAGUCCAAACUCAGCAACGCCCAGGACUCGGUACUUCUUCCCAUCGUAGUCCUCCUGUUGUCGAUGUUCCUGCACUAGAUGAUAAAAAGGCACUGUAUGUUACUUGGCGACCGGAACCAGCUAGCCACAGGGCAAAACGCGUCGAGAACCACAAAUGGUGGAUGCUUCUCGGAAGAACGCGAGACGGUCUACUCGCCCGUUGCGCUGGUCGCAUGUACAAGCGCACUGCAAGGCACCAGCCCUCCCUCAAAUUGAACUUUUUCAACACGGGGAUUCGCUCGUUUCAUUUUCAUCAAGUUGGAUUUUUAGAUGUAAGUUUCCAAGGCAAAAUGGCUGGCACAUUCGAGCUGGUUGUAGUUGAUAGCUGGACGCUAGUACGUUUGCAAUACAAAUGA